UGUCGCAGUUGCUAUUCUCUGCCAAACAAUACUGAGAAAAUUGAUAUAACCAACCAUUUUUACCUAAUGAUAAGUAAUUUUAAAUAAGUCGUCUAAAUUAGUAAUAUUUGUAAGAACUAGUCAACUUGAUAAUGUGAUAUUUAGUGUACCCAUGGCUUCCAAUCCGCAAGAUUCGCCUGUCGUACAGCAGACGUUAACAUUUGUCGAAGAGAUAAAUUACAGUGAGAUAGAAGAGUUACAGGUCGUGGGAAAGGGGGCGUUCGGUGUUGUGUGGAAGGGUCUAUGGCGGAACACAUUCGUGGCUGUGAAGCAUAUCAACUCAGAGGCUGAGAAACGUGAGUUCGCGAUAGAAGUGCGGCAGUUGUCGCGUGUGUCGCACCCCAACAUCGUGCGGCUGUAUGGGGCGUGUACACAGGGCACAAAUGUAUGUCUGGUAAUGGAAUAUGCAGAGGGGGGCUCCCUGUACAACGUCCUACACAACCGCCCGAAGCCUAAAUACACUGCUGCUCAUGCCAUGAGUUGGGCCCGGCAGUGUGCUGAGGGUGUUGCAUAUCUCCACUCAAUGAAGCCCAAGCCUUUAAUACACAGAGAUUUGAAACCCCCUAACUUGCUACUGGUGGGUGGCGGGCAGUGCCUGAAGAUUUGUGACUUUGGCACUGCAGCUGAUAAAGCGACAUACAUGACUAAUAAUAAAGGCAGUGCAGCGUGGAUGGCUCCUGAAGUAUUUGAAGGAUCAAACUACACAGAAAAAUGUGAUGUCUUCUCGUGGGGUAUUAUCCUAUGGGAAGUGUUGUCUAGAAGAAAGCCUUUUGACGAAGGUGGUUCAGCAUUUCAAAUUAUGUGGGCAGUACAUUUAGGGCAGAGGCCAAAUCUAAUACAGGGAUGUCCCGAGCCCAUCGAGCAACUAAUGACACAGUGCUGGCACAAGAAACCAGCGGAAAGACCCAGCAUGGCUAAGGUUGUAGAAAUAAUGGCGGCGCUGUGCGAAUUCUUCCCCGGCGCGGACACACCCAUCAACUACGAGGACUGCGAGGAUGACGACUCGGAGAGCAUAGACGAGGAGUACAUGAUCUCCUACAACGACACCAUGGACAGCCUCGAGCGCGAGGACCUCGCCACCCCCACCAACUACCCCCCAGAAACACACUCCAACCCCGUCCCUCUCCGCAACAAACCACCCACCUCCCCCCGACCCAGAAGCUUCGUCGAAACACAAGUAUCCAAACUACAACACAUCAUGGCUGCCGAAGCACAACCAAAAACCUCCGCCUUACCCAGAGAAGAACCCGAUGUGCACAACCGAAUAGGCCCCGUCAACAUCCCUCAACAAUUCAGAAAGCCAGAGCAAGACCGAUCACCCGCCAUACAAACCACUUCGAGCUCUCCAGUCCCAACCCGACACCCUAUAAGCGAAGGCGGCACCCCUCAAGACACGUUAAGAGUCAUCAGGAGCCCUAACAUUUUCAGUGAGAGUUCAUCGCCUCGAGGCAUCUCUCCUAUAGUCAAUUACAAUAUCGGCAAUAUGAACCCUAGGCAUAUAGACAUGGAGCAGUAUUGGAACAGCCAGAGCGAUAAAUUGUCCCCCGCGAGGAGUCCUCUCGCCAGUAAUACGAGUAAUUCGGUCCGGGAGGACUACAAUCAGAACUAUUGUGACAGAUUGAGCGCAGGAAAUAGCCCAAUGACGCCAAUGAACGAGUGGAAGUGUAACAAUAACAAGUACAAUGGAAACGUACAGAGAUUGCCGACCGACGCGCGAUAUACGCCUUUACAGAUUGAAGUAGAUCCUAACGCGUGGGAGCUCAAUCAAGACGACCAAGCGUUGUACGAUUACGUUGGUGUCAAGAACAUGGCUGGGUUCGAUAAGUUCAUCACUAUGGGCAACAGUAGCGGCUCGCCCUCGGGCCCCGGCGGCGCCGCGCCGGCCGAGCCGGACCCGGCGCUGGACUCCAUGCACAUGAUGCUCGACCCGCACCUGCGGCCCAUCUCCCCGGACCUCAACAACGACGAGUCCAAGCGCAUCUUCGACGAGCACAAGCAGCUCGCCCAGGAAUACCUCAAGAUACAAACAGAGCUGGCGUAUCUCAGCCAGCACAAGACUGAGCUCGAGGAGCAAAUGGACCACAACGAGCUCCAGCAGAAGAGGGAAGUCAUACAAUUACAAAAUGAGAAGGAAUCCUUGAUCAAGUUAUUCUGCAGCCUCAACAAGCAGCUAGCGCGGGUGGACAACGACAGCUGGCUCCUCCCCGACGACACGCACGAGUGACGCGCGUACUCCGCACGCAGGGACCAGCCAGCAGGCUUAUGCCAAAGGACUUUACUUAGUCCGGGACCUUAGUACCUACCGGUAGAAACUGUGGUGCUACUAACAAAUUACUACGGCGGGUAAAUAGCUGGUCGGUCCCCGACGACGCAUGAGUAAUGUACGUACUUCCUCGCAGGCAGGGACCAGCCAGCAGGCUCAUGCCAAAGAGUAUUAGCCGGGGACCUUAGUACCUACCGGUAGCGAUGUGUUGAGCCUUUAAAUCUCGGCGCUAGUAAUAAUGACUAGACGCGGGUAGGCAUCUGGUUGCGCCCUGUUGACGCGCGCACCUUCCACGCAGGGACCAGCCAGCAGGCUGAUGCCAAAGAGUAUUAGUCAGGAAUCUUAGUACCUACCGGUGGCCACAAACAUGUGUUGAGCCCUUAAAUCGACAGACUUUGGCGCUAAUAACAAAAGACUAAGACGAGCUGGUUUCGACAUACGCAGUGCUCGUGCCCAGGGACUACUUAGCCAGGGUCCUUUGUACCUACAGGUAGCGAUGUGUUGAGCCUUUAAAUUGACAACUAUGUUUAUUAGGUCCUUCAAUCGAUAGAAACUAGGUUAAAUGAACCUUUGAGUAGUAUUUUGCACAUUGUCGAAUUAAUAGAUGUUACCGGUUGAUUUAGUCCUUAAAUAUAGGUACAGAUGCCGCGGAAAUUUCGCAGCCCGAUAGCACUAAAUUAUUCAAGAUGAAAAGUACAAAAUACCCUUCGAUUAAUAUCUCGCACGUUGUUGCCGGUUUAAGGGUUCAACUGUCUGUUUCCUAAUUGAGGUUACAUUUAAGGGUACCUCAGGUACUUUUGGUUCCCGCUUAGGAGGCAUCCGUAGAUACAUUCUUGUAUAUUGAUCUCAAGAAGCCUUCAUUUUGUCUUCCCUAUGAUGGCACAUUUUGUGCCCGAUAUUUCAGUCAUGUUUGCAGUGUUUAAUGCUUUAACUGUAAUAUAGAUGGUGUUUAUACUUAACUAAUUCGAUCGAAUUAUUAAAGAAAUACUAAAACGGAUCACAAACAUAUUUAGAGUCGAGCAUGGCCCGAUAAGUUUCACUCCGUACUGAGGAGCGUUAUCCGUAAUGCGUUGUGAAACUGGGUGACUGACUUGUUUGAAUAAAAAGGCGGUCAAGCAAUUGUGACUCAAAGGGCUCACCACACCGGCCAAUUCUCUUCGGCGCGUACCUUCCUAAAUCUUGACGUUGGCGGAAUCAACGACGAGCCAAUCACUUAAAGAUGUAGGGUAAAAAAAAGAGGUUUUUCGUCGAAAGAAAAUUUUAAUUUCGCGACUUUUUAAUGACAAAACUUGCUUGGCCGUCUAUCUUCAAUAUUUCAAUCGAAAUGUUAAAUUUUCUUGUAAUCCGUAGGGUACAGAAUCCGCUAACUUCACGAAUUUAGUUCCAAAAGUUAGCGGCGUCCCACCUAACUAAUGACAUGUAUUUUAUGUACUUAAUCUUGAACAACAAUUUGUAUAUUCAUUAUAUGUUACCCCCCUUAUUCAUAAACGUUCACUAAAGUUAUCAAGCCGAUAAAGUUCGUUUGACCCUUUUCCGACGUAUUGGUGUGAUAGAAAGGGACAAACGAACUUUAUCGGCUUGAUAACUUUAGUAAACGUUUAUGAAUAAGGGGGUACUUGUGUAAGUUUAGCACGUUUUAGUGCUAUUUUGUGCAAUAAGUGCCUUUCUGUUCUCCCCAUUAAAUAUGCGAAGAAUUGGCAAGACACUAUCCCAUACAGGUCACAUAGACACAGGUUAUAUUUUAUUUCGUUAUAUUAUGUGUGUUUGGAAUUGUUCUGAUUGUAUAAAUGUAAGAUAGAAUUUAGUUAUAAGGAUAAAAUAACGUUUAAUAAAUAAAUAUUAUAAUA
Leguminivora glycinivorella is the source of this 4149-nucleotide messenger RNA. RefSeq names its product mitogen-activated protein kinase kinase kinase 7-like (gene Tak1). The record is from RefSeq and is a predicted model, not a curated record. Gene Ontology annotation, molecular function: MAP kinase kinase kinase activity; magnesium ion binding; ATP binding. The transcript is spliced from 10 exons. NCBI's taxonomy places the organism in Eukaryota, Metazoa, Arthropoda, Insecta, Lepidoptera, Tortricidae. Bases 152 to 2263 code for a protein of 703 amino acids. Gene Ontology annotation, biological process: protein phosphorylation; positive regulation of canonical NF-kappaB signal transduction; JNK cascade.